AUGGUAGCCCGUCAAGCUUGGAGGAUGCUACAGAGCCCCAAUGCCUUAUGGGUCCAUGUGCUUAAAAGCAUAUACUUUCCAAACUCUUCCUUUUUUGAUGUUAGGAAAGCUAGUCAUCCAUCAUGGGUGUGGACGAGUAUUUUGCAAAGAAGGGACCUUGUCCAACUCGGAGUAAGAUGGAAUGUUGGAAAUGGCCAGGACAUUUUGAUCUAUCAAGAUAAAUGGGUGCCCACCCUUCCUGGUUUUAAGGUAACCUCCCUCUCGGUCACUAACUCAUUACUUUCUUAUGUUUAUGAACUGCUUGAUCAUGAGGAGGAAUGGGAUGUUACCAAGCUUAAUACAUGUUUCAGUAGUGAGGAGUGUCGGGAACUCCAAAAAAUUCCUAUUAGAAUGUGCUCUGAUUCCUUUAUUUGGCAUUAUGAUAGAUAUGGAAAUUUUUCUAUAAAAAGUGCCUAUCUCCUUGCGAUUCAUGCUGCUAAUGAAACUGAUAGGAAUCAUGAUAAUUUGAUCAUUUCAUCUGCUGAAUGGAAACACAUAUGGAAAAUGCAAGUGCCUCAUAAGGUUCAAGUUUUCUUAUGGAGAGCUCUUCUUAACUCUUUGCCUUCAAUGGAUAAUUUGUUGCGGAGGGGAAUUGUACAAGAGGCGUUGUGUCCCUUUUGUCAUUUAACUGAUGAAUCCAUAAUGCAUUUGCUCUUUUAUUGCCCUCAUGUGGAACCAAUUUGGUUUGGUUCAGCCUUGGGUCUUGACCCAUGGCAGUUGGGGGUGGGUAAUCUUGUAGAAUGGUGGAGGUAUAUCAAGCGGGUAGCUAGACAAAUGCACUUUCCUUCCUUAUCGGAUUACUGUGCUGUUGUUUGCUAGAAUAUAUGAAGCCAGAAAUG
Messenger RNA from Rubroshorea leprosula, 878 nucleotides. Lineage: Eukaryota; Viridiplantae; Streptophyta; Magnoliopsida; Malvales; Dipterocarpaceae. The record is from the annotation of a GenBank genome assembly.